Messenger RNA from Erythranthe guttata (spotted monkey flower), 567 nucleotides. RefSeq names its product methionyl-tRNA synthetase. The record is from RefSeq and is a predicted model, not a curated record. NCBI's taxonomy places the organism in Eukaryota, Viridiplantae, Streptophyta, Magnoliopsida, Lamiales, Phrymaceae.
AAUCAGCUAAUCACAGAGCUCAAAUUAACGGAUCAAAGCGAAUCCAAUUGAUAGAAAGCGGAAGAAUCAAUUUUAGAGAGAGAAAAUCGGAAUUUGUUGAAAGGGGAGGGAAGAGAAAGGAUGUGUCUGGUAUUCGUGUGCGACGAAGACGAGAGGGUGAUCGGAAGGCAGGCGGCGCCGGGGGCGUGCCCGUACUGCGGCGGAAUGGUGCAGGCCAUGGACGUACAGAGUCAGUGGCGCCUCUGCUUCGUGCCGCUCUAUUAUAAGACCAAGCGCAGGUUGUACUGCUCCAUCUGCUCCCGCCGUUUGGUCGUCCAAUAACAAAUAUCCACCUGGCCUUUUUAUUUUGCUCAUUACUAUUUCAUUUUUAUAUUUUUAUAUAUAUAUUUUUUUAGAAUUUUUGUUUAAUUAUACUGUAAUAUCUAGAAUUUAGGAUGUAGUGUUCGUGUAUAUGUUUUAUGGAUGAUGUAAUUUUUUUUUUAUGUUACAGAUGUCAUAUAUUUAAUAACAUAAUUAAUAAUUUUUGAUUGAAUUUGGUGAUUAUAAUACUGAGAAGAUUGGCUUCUA